AUGCUAGUUGAGCAUACUUCCCAUGAUAACCAGCGCGGACAUCAGUUCUUGGAUUUGGGUGUCACUGGCUUUCAUAACUCCAUUCGGACAAGAACCUUCGCCUGUCUUGCGAGACCAGGAUUUCACGGGACAAAUGGGUUAUCCUUCAGCCCACAAGCUGUUGAGAUUUUCUUGGGAUUCACCAAUACGUUUGACACUCUGAAGUCAAACGGUCCCAGAUUUGCUCGAGAUGCUCAUCCAAGAAGAGGGGUUGCUCACCGAUGUGCUGCUGGUGAGAUUCACCCGAGAAAUGCACUCCCAUAUAUUCGAUUAUCGGAUAACGGGAUCAAUGAACACAUUCUUUUUCAUACUGACCAUCGGAACAGUGUUCAUCCACGUACCAGCCCUGUUGGAAACACUUCUGUGUGGGUUAACUCGCAGAAACUUGGGGGCCUUCGAAGAGUUGCCUUAACAGGAACGGGAAGAGACUCAGUGGACCAUUUUGUGAAGAAAGCAACCACUUAUAUUCCAUUGCUUCGAGGAGUGAAGGACUUGCAACGAUCGAUGAGUCCACACUGUCGGUUCCAGUCCGGGCGGGCUUUGGUGGCCCUUCGACUUGAUAGCAGCAGCAACAUUGAUUGGGUAGUCCGAGAGGGCAAUUUGAAUGUUGCAAUUUGCUCCAUUUACGCAAUUGUGAAAACAGAUACUCGGGCAGGGGAAUUCAUUCAGGACUUUGUUGGGUCAGUUCUGGCAGUGGUGCUACGACAAGGUUUGAAUGGCUCCAUUCUUUCUCUUUUGGUGCAACUUGCAACAAGGAGAAUCAAAAUUCCUUGUGGUGUGAUCAAAGGGGAUCAAAUUCUGCAUUGGAUUAUCUCACAAACUCAGUUCACUGACAAGAAUGAGUACAUCUCAACGGAAUGCUUGCAUCAACUGAGAACGGGUGGUUAUGGGGUGACGAGACGGAGUGGUACAUUUCGAUCCAUGACUGCAAGAUUGGAAAGGCUUUCUCCAAGUUCGCUGACUUCCAAGUGCUUUAUCGAGGCAGUGAAAUUGGGUUGUUACGUGGCGUACUUUCCCCCUUGCUUGCUGCCGGAAGUCUUGACCUAUAUAGACUCUGGAUCUUUGUCCUUUUUGUCGGAUAGAUACAAAAUUGAGAAGCGACUACAACGACAUGGACAACCCUGGAAAGAAGUUGUGAAAUCUGCAAGUUUCUUUCUUCGUACGACUGAGAGAGAAGCAACACAAUUGAUUGCCUCCAUGAGUACAUUGGAAUCUGACGCAGUUCUUGAUGGAUCAGUUUCAAAGAAUCAGGCUUUGAUUCCUUUUCUUCGACAUCUGUAUUACUAUGAUGAUCGAAUGAAGACUGUCAUGACAGUCAAUGAUGCUGGUGUUCAUGAGGCUGCUCCACCACUCUGUGACAGCUUUGUAUGGCCACACCAGCAGCAAAAUGUUGUUCAAAAGAAGCACGAUUUUGUCAAGAUUGUUUCCCACCAGGGACCCUUCGAUCAAGGAGAUGCGUUGUUCAAAGGGUCUCUGUACAAAUUUCCAAGUGAAAUGGGCCGAUGGAUCCCUUACUUACGAACCGUACAAUGA
This is a messenger RNA of Seminavis robusta, 1572 nucleotides long. NCBI's taxonomy places the organism in Eukaryota, Bacillariophyta, Bacillariophyceae, Naviculales, Naviculaceae. The record is from the annotation of a GenBank genome assembly.